UGUAAACAAGCUCCAGUUCUGCAACACUUCCAGGAUUACUAAACGCUCCCAAAGCGCCGAGAACGAAAAAACAGAGGAGGUACAAAUGUGUAGGAGUAAAGCUUUGGUCCAUUGUGGGCUGGUUCUACUGAGCCUGUGGCUGUGCAUCCAGUCAGUGCCUAUAGCUGUGGACAAGACCAAGGCAGAGCUUCCAGAGGAGAAACUGGAGCCACCACAGAGUGCUGACACUGGACUGCACUAUGACCGUUACCUCAAGGAAGUCAUUGACUUCUUGGAAAAAGACAGCCACUUUAGAGAGAAGCUCCACAACACUAACAUGGAAGACAUCAAGGCAGGCAAGCUUGCCAAAGAGCUGGACUUUGUCAGCCACCAUGUGCGGACCAAGCUGGACGAGCUGAAGAGGCAGGAGGUGAGCAGGUUGCGGAUGCUGAUCAAAGCCAAACAAGACAUUCAGGGAGGGAACGACAAAACAGUGGACCACCAGGCCUUGCUGAAACAGUUUGAGUACCUCAACCACAUGAACCCACACACCUUUGAGGUGGAAGACCUGGACCGGCUCAUCAAAUCGGCCACCAAUGACCUGGAGAACUAUGACAAGGAGCGCCAUGAGGAGUUCAAGAGGUACGAGAUGAUGAAGGAGCAUGAGCGGAAGGAGCGCCUGAAGAACAUGGAUGAGGAGCACCGCAAGAAGGAGGAAGAGCAUUACAACGAGAUGAAGAGGAAACAUGCCGACCACCCCAAAGUCAACCACCCUGGUAGUAGGGACCAGCUGAAGGAGGUAUGGGAGGAGGCAGAUGGUUUGGACCCAAAUGACUUUGAUCCCAAGACUUUCUUCAAACUGCAUGAUAACAACGGAGAUGGCUACUUGGAUGAGAACGAGCUUGAAGCACUCUUCACUAAAGAGCUGGAGAAGGUCUAUGACCCCACUCGUGAAGAAGAUGACAUGGUGGAGAUGGAGGAGGAGAGACUGCGAAUGAGAGAGCAUGUUAUGAAUGAGGUGGACACCAACAAAGACCGACUGGUGUCACUGGAUGAGUUCCUGGCGGCCAGUAAUAAGAGGGAGUUCAUGGAGACAGACGAAUGGGAGACUCUGGAGCAAAACCCAUUUUACACUGAGGAGGAGUUGAAGGAGUUUGAGAAACAUCUGGCCAACGAGGAGAACGACCUCAAUAAGAAGACGGCCGAGCUGCAGAAACAGAGGGAGGAGCUGGACCGACAGCAGGAGCAGCUUAACAGCCACAAGUUGGAGCUACAGCAGGCAGUAGAACACAUGGAGAAGCUAAAAGCUCAAAACUCACAAAACCCAGGGGGGGUCAAAGAACCUGUAGCAUUGAACCCUGUGGGUCAAGCAGUGCCAGAUCUACCAGAAAACAACCAACCUCUGUCGCCUGGUCACAAGCAGCAAGACGUACCAGUGUCAGUGCACUCUUAGCAACUGUGUGUAUGGAUGCCAGCGUGCGUGCAUGUGUGUUUGUUUUGCACUCAAUCCCAUUUUCUCACUUUCUUUAGGAUUAACAAGUAUACUUGACCAAAAUAUGCCCAAAUAUUAAGCAUUUCAAGCACUUAAGCAAAUAUGAUUCAGGGCCUCAAAUUUGGAGGCACUUGCCAUCAAUCUCUUCUGCGAGCUGGUCACAGCAGCUGCAUCUAACAAGACCUGAAGUGGAGCACGUCCAAUUUUUCCAUGGACAAUCCACUCUUUGUGUUUGCUGUUUGGAUCUUUUAUCACAAGUAGAACUUUGUUCUCCAUGUGAAAUGCUUUGGGGAGGGCUGUUGGCAAGACAAGUGAAUGUUUUGUUUUACACACUGUAGUUUAUUGUCAGUGACAUUGUCUUGUAGAGAACAUUAUUUAAGAAAUGUUUUUAUUUUGUUCAGGUAAAAAGUUUUAUUUUUUUUUUUUGAUGUGGUAAUAGAGUUUUGGCACAUUUACUUAGGACAGUAAAACUACUGGAUUCACAAGACAACACUCUUUCUGUCAUAAGGCUUUGAUUUUGGCCAAAAAUUUCAGCCACCACUGUGCAUCUUGCCAUUAUCUUAAUUUUUACUACUGCUUUUGAUACAAGCCGACACCAAUUCUGUCACCUACAUGUAGUCAAUUUUAAGGCUAUAAAAGUUUCUACUUAGAAUGCACAUUCCUUAUAUUCUACAGCCAAAUAGAAUUGAAUUGAAUUGUCUCGGUAUUGCCUCUUGUGUAGAAAAAAUAUGAAUAACAUUAUGUUUAAUCAGUUUUCCAUAUAAUCUUAUUUAAAUGGUUUAACUUAAUAUAAUUUUGCUGGUGUUAAGAGUGACGACUGUGUGGAUUUUGAAAUGGUUGUGUACAUAAGCAUGUUUGUGUGCAUGUGUGACUGUGUUUGUAUGAGUUUGUGUCCAAAUGUUUUUCAUAGUGAAUUAUGGUCAAUUUAUUUAAUUCUGCAACACUAUAAAUUAAAUUACAGGUGGUCCUGACAUCUUCCGCUCCUUCAUAGGAAGCAGAAGAGCUAAAUAAAUUAAUAAAAUCAAGAUAUGUCACGAGGGUACAAGCCCACAGGUACAAACUACAGAAAUAUUUACAACUGUCUUUUUUUUCUGGGUCCCUUGUGAAAUCUGUGCACCGUCCAACUUCUUGUGUAAAACAUGCCAACUUAAGUACAGGGUUUGAAUGUGGACAUUAAAAUGAACGAGCUUGCA
Messenger RNA from Myripristis murdjan (pinecone soldierfish), 2664 nucleotides. Its product is annotated as nucleobindin-2. Bases 86 to 1432 code for a protein of 448 amino acids. Gene Ontology annotation, cellular component: endoplasmic reticulum-Golgi intermediate compartment; extracellular exosome. Gene Ontology annotation, molecular function: calcium ion binding. The transcript is spliced from 13 exons. NCBI's taxonomy places the organism in Eukaryota, Metazoa, Chordata, Actinopteri, Holocentriformes, Holocentridae. The record is from RefSeq and is a predicted model, not a curated record.